AUGCCCGAUCAGUGGAGGAAUGACCCUUGUGGAACGGAGUUCUUUCCAAGUGAGAGCGGCUCGCCCAAAAUCGAAGAAGCAAGGGGGUUCACAAGGCAGCUAUUUGGGCUACCUCUAAGCAACGAGAGUCCAACAUUUGCUCCCGAUAACUCUCACCCGGUUCAGAAGCCUGUAUCACGCGUGGAAAGGGAGAACCCGAGGGAGUUUCAAAUAAACCAAAUCCGCCGUAGGUUCAACCCGACGGAGCGCCAUGACACCCAUGACACUCAUCUGACGUUCAAUAUGAGACCAUCGGAUCCGGACUUUUCCUGCGAUAUUGUCGGCUUAGAUUGCAUUUUAAACGUCCCCGCGACCUAUCCAACCUAUGGAGAACCAUCUCUAGAGGUAAUAAACGGAGAUCUAGACACGGAUAAAAGAAGGCUUGUGGAACAAAAGUUCAAGCAACUUUCUAAGGAUGCCAAGUCUGGUAACCUAUUGUAUUGCAUGAAUGCCCUCGACAGGCAUCUUGCAAAUCUUCUUUCUGCCACUCCCGUUUCGGAGACAUAUGAUCCCAUAAACCAAAAGGGGCUGGUGUCCUCUUCUUCGACCUUGGAUUAUAAUGUUUCUUCAGGAAUGAGUAACCGGAAAAAAACGGUAUCCAUGGCAUCAACGAUAAGAGAUCCCCAAAGAAGAGUGAAAGAAAUUGAGCAGUUGAAGUCCCGCUUGGGCAAACACCCUUUAUUCCUGGCGCAUUCAGAUGGAAUCAGAUUUACUAUUGCCAUUAAGCCAUUUCAGCAAAUGUUGCUACCGAAUGCUCUUAGGGAUUUAAAAACUAUAACCCUCAUAGUGCCGUCAAGUUAUCCCAGUGAGCCGUGUCGAAUCACGAUUCCCGAAAUUAAUGAUAGUUCUGCCCGAUUUACGGAACAAGCAUUCUAUCAACAUUCUACGGAUAAUCCUGGAGUCAGUCUAACUGCCCAUAUUAACUACCUCGCAGCAAUGAUGCACAAAAUAUCAUAUCAACAAUCCGUUGAGCUAGAGAUAGGCCUUCAUGAAGAUUUGGGUGGAGUAUCCCUGGAAGAAUAUCCUCCUGACAAUGACUCGCCACCAUCACUGCAUGUAGAAACGUCCGCAUUAACCGCCGUUCACGCAGAGGCCCACAAUCUAGAAGAUAAAUCUCAUAUCCAAGUUAUCCCUAGACCCCCUGAGUGGGAGACCCCUGAGGAGAAUGACGGCGAAGCAAGCGAUGAGCAGCCAGUUAUGAAUGAACCUAAACAUGGUGGGGGUGGCCGUAAGGUCCUAAUAUCAUGCCCAGCGCUUGAGCUUCAAGGGAUUGAGCUGCUUGAGUUAAGGAAUCUGUCCCUGACCCUUAGAUGUGCUCGAUGCAAGAAAUUACAGGACAUAAAAAAUAUUAAAAUUGGGGACGAUGGCUAUAGUAUUCCUCAUGAUAGGGUUGAAAGUUGUCAGAAGUGCUCAAAUCGCCUCAGUGCAGGUUUCUACCGCGAGCUCAUGCAUGCUGGCGUGAACCGGGCGGGUACAUUAACCCUCGAAGGAUGCACUCCUGCGGAUUUACUUCCAAGCAAUUUUACCCCGACAUGUUCAAAAUGUUCCACCACAUAUCCAGCACCAGGCGUCACAGCCUUCCAAGGAGAUGCCUCUAUGGCGUUUUGCCGCGCCUGUCACCAGAAAAUGAGCUUUAAACUUCCUGAUACUAAAUUUUUACUCGUUGGUGAUGUUCAUGAUCUUUCCAAGGUCUUUCCGGGGAGAUUUAUUUUCCCAAAUAUUUUACGCCCGGGUCGGCAGCACAAAAAGGAAGUGAACUACCUCGUCAAGGGGGAUGUGUUCAUUACAGCAAGAGCCAUAGGUGGUUUAGAUUCAGCUGCUGUUCAAGGGUAUUCCCCUGCGAUAGGCAAGUGCCACGAUAACUCAUCAGACCAUCCAUACGAACAUGCGAACCGAAUGAUCUGUGGAUUCUGUUCUCGUGAACAACUAUAUCGACCAGAAACCUGUGGACUCUGCCGAUCUUUGCUUGUUGAUAAAGCUACGACUGGUUUCUGGGAGGGAGGAAAGGGAACUAGAAAUAAGCAAUUGAUGAAUAGGAAAGACCCGCGGAAGUACAAGAGGCCUGAUUCAGCUGCGCCAGGGCCAUCAAAUACUAGAUAG
This is a messenger RNA of Microsporum canis CBS 113480, 2139 nucleotides long. Its product is annotated as CHY zinc finger domain-containing protein. The record is from RefSeq and is a predicted model, not a curated record. Lineage: Eukaryota; Fungi; Ascomycota; Eurotiomycetes; Onygenales; Arthrodermataceae. The transcript has 11 exons. The coding region runs from base 1 to 2139 and encodes 712 amino acids.